AUGUCAAAGCGAAUUCUGAAUAUUGAAAAUUCUAGUGAGAUUCAUAAGUGUAAAGUAAGUUGAGCUGAACUUCCAAUUUUAAAUAUUGGUAUUUUAAAGGGUUUGGGGAAAUUAGCUGCAUACUAGGGUUAGAAAUACUCAGGAAAAAAUUGUUGAAAAAAUUUGAACUUGCAGAAUUCCGGUCACCUUAUUUUACUCUUCCAAUAAUGUUAUCCCAAGAUUGGAAAAAUUCGAAUAUUUCCCAUACCUGUGAAAAUUUUUAUUCAUUUUUCAGAAACCAAAAUUUUCCAUCGAUGAUUUAUUGAAUACUUCAUCUGAAAAUGACGAAGAAGCUGAAAUUGAUGAAGAAGAAGAUUUGAUAUGUCCAUCGAGUUCAGCGACUGAAAAAGAAAAACUUCCUGAAAAAACAAAACAAAGACCGAAAAUGGGAAUUAAAACGAAGGUUGGUCAGAGUUUAAAAAAUAGUUGAAAUUUUGGAAAGCUUCUAGAAAUUAACAUUUAGUUCUAAAAAUUUUAAAUAAAAAUGCAUAGUUCAAGAUUCAGUAACGAAUAGUCUUGCUCUUUGAAAAAAUGCGAACUAAUUUGCAAAAUUGAAUUCUAUUCACUAGUAUCUAAUAAUUGUAACUAAUUACAAAUAUUUUUGCAGGAAGGAAAUCUACAAGUUGACUGUAAACUCGAAGGUUCCGAAUUAUGGGCAAAAUUCUACGAUUUAGGAACUGAGAUGAUAAUUACAAAGAGUGGAAGGUUAGUACUAAUAUUCUUUUUUUCUAUCCAAUGUUUUUUUAAUUUUCACAAGUGCUUCUUCUUUUUUCUCAUGAUUAUACUAAUUGUGUUUUCUUGUGUUGGCUGUGACAAAUUUGGUGUUUUAUGGGGUCCCAAAGGAAGAAACACACGAAAAAAAACGAGAGGAAAAGAGCAAAAAUAAUGUGUUGAAAAUAGAGUUUUUUGAGUUUUGAGAGUUUGAUUUUUUCUUGAGAUUGUUACGGUAGUCGAAUAUUCUAUUGGAAAGUCGCAAAAUGAAGCGAGAAACUAUCAAGAAGUUAAUGAAUUCUUGAGUGAAAUUGCAAAAUUUUUAAUGUCUGACGCACACCUCGGCCAAGCCGUGGCUGGCCACAGUACAAUUUUUGGAAAAAUCUGAAUUUCAGUUUUUAGAGGUCAAAAAUUGAAAUAUCACAAUUUUUAGAGGACAAAAACUGAAAAAUUCACAAUUUUUGUACUGUAAAAACUUAGCGUACAAUUUGUUAUAUUGGAAACCACGAUUUUGGCCGAGGUAUGGUCUGACGUUUUUCAAAUAUUUAUUCAAAACUACCAAGCUGGUCAUCAUUUUUUUAAUGACAAGAUUUAGGAACCCUUAGAAUUUUUGGUAUUUUUGAAUGAGACCAGGACAUUUGAAUUUUUCUGGAUUUUUAAGGUAGAUAAAGCGGAAACCUCAAAAUACGGACUCUAUUUAAGAAUUAGAGAAUAGAAAUAAAAAAACUAACUUCGUAUUCGUAUCUAAUACUUUUUGAGCUACAUGAAUUUGUUCUUUCUGCUUCUUGCUCGAAAUAUUCAAUUUCCGAAAAAAAACUUUCUAGAUCCUCCAAGCGCCUGUUCUUUUAAAAAUCCACUGGAACUUAAUAUUUCAGAAAUAAAGUUUCUCAAAAAUUAUUUCCAGAAUUCUUAAUUUUCAGUGUUCACCAAGGGCCAUUUUUCCAAGUCUUUAGGUAACACAUUUCAAAAAUCGAUGAAAUUCUACAGUACUCUUCAUUUUCUCACAUUCUUCUUCGCAUCUCUUUUCUCUCUUUCUCUUUUUUUUCUCACCAAAUAUCCAACCUACAGUAUCCUCUCCUCCACUAAAUAACUAAAGACAAAUUCAAUCAGUGAAUCACAUAAAUGACAUUUUGCUGUUGGGUUUUUUGGCGUUUCUUGAAUUGAUGGCUAUUUUAUGUGAGUAGGGAAAAAAAGAAAAGAAGCAAAAUGCCGACGAAUCCCAACAAAAAUAUUAUUAGAGAAUCAGAUGAAAAAACGAGAAUAAAAAAAGGAAUACGGUAUUCGGAUAAAUUGAAGCAUAAAUUGAAAGGAAUUUUCUUAAAGGAGAGGGGAUGAAUGUUUUAUCAUAAGUUCUGCGAGAAAAAUCGACUACCUUCUUAAUAAUCUUAAUAAUUUCUGCAGACGAAUGUUUCCAACAGUCAAAGUAUCAUUUUCAAAUGUUUGUUUGGAUGCACUUUAUUAUGUAUUUCUUGAUGUUAUUCCUGUUGAUUCAAAACGUUAUCGAUAUAUUUAUAAUAAAUCAGCUUGGUUGACAGCUGGAAAAGCUGAACCUGUGCCUAGAAAUCGUCUCUACCUUCAUCCGGAUUGUCCAUUCAGCGGUGAUCAGCUGCUCAAACAUGUUAUAUCAUUUGAAAAAACCAAAUUGACGAAUAAUGAGGUCGAUAAAACCGGACAUGUUAGUUUCCCUUAUAAAAAUAUUCAAAAAGAUUUUAUAAUAUUUUUUUUAGUUGAUUCUCAAUUCGAUGCAUAAAUAUCAACCUCGAAUUCAUAUUGUUCAACGGCCAAAACAAUUACCACUUGAUCCAAAUAAAGUGGUAUUAUCUGAUGAACUUCAUGCAACUUUUACAUUUCCUGAAACUCAAUUCAUGGCUGUAACUGCUUAUCAAAAUCAACUUAUAACAAAGCUGAAAAUCGAGAAGAAUCCAUUUGCAAAAGGAUUUCGAGAUCCGAGUGGGAGAUCUCCAGAUGAUUUGUGAGUUUUUAUAGGCCAGAAAAAAACUCGAAAAAUUCAACUGCUUUUCACGCCAAAUUAUUUUUUUAGAGAACGUCCAAAUGAUCUAACUCCUCUAAUGUUUUAUCAACAAUCAACUGCUCUUCAACAAGCUGUUCUUCAACAGUAUUUCUCCAAAACUUUUCAACAAAUCAAUCCAUCUCUAAUUUCCCAAAUGCUUUUUUAUGCAAAUAAUUGUGCCCAACCAUCUACUGAUAUUCCUCCAACUGUUACCGCCACAGCCGCUGAUCUUUGA
This is a messenger RNA of Caenorhabditis angaria, 2996 nucleotides long. Lineage: Eukaryota; Metazoa; Nematoda; Chromadorea; Rhabditida; Rhabditidae. The record is from the annotation of a GenBank genome assembly.